Ramularia collo-cygni is the source of this 2481-nucleotide messenger RNA. Its product is annotated as related to C6 transcription factor (Ctf1B). NCBI's taxonomy places the organism in Eukaryota, Fungi, Ascomycota, Dothideomycetes, Mycosphaerellales, Mycosphaerellaceae. Gene Ontology annotation, biological process: DNA-templated transcription; regulation of DNA-templated transcription. The record is from RefSeq and is a predicted model, not a curated record. The transcript has 3 exons. The coding region runs from base 1 to 2481 and encodes 826 amino acids. Gene Ontology annotation, molecular function: zinc ion binding; DNA-binding transcription factor activity, RNA polymerase II-specific; DNA binding.
AUGGGUUCCAUGGCUUUGGACCCGCAGCUGUCCUCCGAGGGCUCCAUGUCUCCUCCACAGACGAUAGAAAUGCCUGCACAGACGGCUAAACGAACAGCUACAGACGCGGGCCUCAAGCCCAAUGGUGUUCGUCCGGCCAAAAGUGUCAAGAGGAGAGCAUCGAAAGCUUGCCAGUGCUGUCGCUCUCGCAAAGUGCGCUGCAAUGUGGUCGAACACGGUCCGCCUUGUACCAACUGUCGAUUGGACGAAGUGGAAUGUAUCGUGUCGGAAAGCAAGCGUAAGAAGAAAUGGACGACCAACGGAAUCGAAAGCUCUGCACAGCAGGGCAAAGGCUCUUCUUUCAAGCCUACAUCGUUCCCAAUGUCCGCACAGCCUCCGUACGAGCCCUUGAUCAGACGUUCGUCCGAGCAUGUUCCCCAUACAGUUUAUCAAGAUAUUCCAAAAGACAUGACUUUGGGCGAUGGCAAUCAUCGACAAUCCAUGUAUGCGCCUGACAUGCUAAUGAACUAUCAACGAAUGGGCCACAAGCAAUCCUCAAUGUCGAUUUCCGACUCGGCGUCAAUCUUUCCAAAUAUGCUCUCCCCGAUAUCCCAUUCCCACGCUAUGCCACUCUACAUCAAACCGUUGCCCUCGAAGCUCGACCCCGAAGACAUCGCACAUUUGGAGAGGAAGGGAGCCCUGACAAUCCCAUCACCGCAAUUGCGAGACGAGCUGCUUAGAAACUAUGCGGAGUUUGUGCAUCCUUACAUGCCACUGCUCAAUAUGCAUGACCUAGUUGCCUCCAUUGAUCGGAAUGACGGGACGCAACCAGUCAGUCUUCUUCUCUUCCAGGCCAUCAUGUUCUCGGCAAUCGCGACGGUCGACGUUCGCUACCUCAAAUCUGCGGGAUACGCGUCUCGGAGAGACGCUCGCCGCGAUUUCUUCCAGAAGACUAGGCUCCUCUAUGACUUUGAUGUCGAAGUCGAUCGCAUUUCUCUGAUACAAUCCCUUUUGCUAAUGACUUACUGGUACGAGACCCCAGACGACCAAAAAGACAGUCAUCAUUGGAUGGGCAUCGCAGUCUCCCUCUCUCACACCAUCGGACUGCAUCGAAAUCCAGAAAAAUCGGCAGCCAUGGAUCCAGCCAGGAAGAAGCUGUGGAAACGAAUCUGGUGGUCAACUUACAUGCGUGAUCGACUUGUGGCUUUGGGAAUGCGUCGCCCCACACGCAUUAAGAAUACAGAUUUCGAUGUCCCAAUGCUCCAGGUCAGCGACUUUGAAUCCGCAGUCUUGCCUGAAGGGCCGUCUUGCAUUCCCGCGGAUUGUCGUGUGCUCCGCGAUCACGAAAUGCAAAGGAAGCUGGCAGUCAUGUGCAUUGAAAAGACGAAGCUCUGCAUUUGCAUGAGCCACGUGCUUUCCGUGCAGUAUUCGGUCCUGAACAGCAACCAUGGCGUGACGAGCGAGGAGGGCAGCACAAAGACAACGGCACAUUUGGUUGCCAGAGUGAUUGAUCCCGAAGUGAGCGAAGUCCAGACCUGCGACAAGGAGAUUCAGGAGUGGGAAGAGAAUCUCCCCGAGGAGGCCAGAUACGUCACGCCGACGUGGCGUGACAUGGACUCUGGUGGCGAGAGCAUAGUGCUCAACCGCUCUCUGCUCCAUAUGAUUUACUUUGCGACAUUGUCAGCUCUCCACAGGCCCCAGGUACUGCCUGCGGCCUCGAUCACGCCACGACAGACUCACACCGAGUUGCUCGAGCACUCUCGCAAGACGGUCAGGACAGCGGCCACGGAGAUUACCAGCAUUGCCUUUGCACUUUUCAAUCUCGAUAUGGUGAGGUUUCUCCCCACCACGGGAAUCACAGUGUUGCUGCCGGCCAUCAUCAUCCAUCUCCUCGACAUCAAAGCUCCCGAUGAGGCAACACGAAGAACCAGUCUGCAAGGCUUUUGUCAAUGUAUGCAAAUCAUGGGCAAGCUGCGCGAUAUCUACGCCGCAGCCGAUUACUCUACCGCCUUUUUGGAGGCAGCGAUCCGCAAAGCAGAGAUUACUCUCCCGCAAAAGUCGGAUGCAAUGAAGGAGCCUCGCAGCAUCAUCACUAGUGCUCAAGGUUUGGUAGACGCAGGACGUAGGAUGCAGCUUGUUGCGUCUGCGCCCGAGUCUGGCGCCUUGACUCCACCGCCAGAUGAUUCCAAAAUGCAGUCUGAGAACGAUCAGAUGAGCGACAAUGAUAUCGCACGCAAGUUGAGUGUUUACCUCGCCUCGACGCCGCCAGAUUCCGCAGGUUCGGAGCAGCACAGCAUGGGCGAGGCAAUGGAUCUUGGUCUGAGUGUGCAGCAGCCAGAGUUUGAGCCAGAUUUUGAUUCGUUGAUUGAUCUUGAUGCCGCCGGAGACGUGUGGUCGAUGGAAGGCGGCGACGCUUAUGCCGCCAUGUCUGGGGAGAGUGUCAUGGACAUGGACUGGCUGAAAGUGAUGAAGGCCGCGGAUGGCCUCUCGGCGGUCGCGUAG